Lingula anatina is the source of this 4945-nucleotide messenger RNA. RefSeq lists its product as uncharacterized. Gene Ontology annotation, cellular component: cytoplasm. Gene Ontology annotation, biological process: superoxide anion generation. The record is from RefSeq and is a predicted model, not a curated record. NCBI's taxonomy places the organism in Eukaryota, Metazoa, Brachiopoda, Lingulata, Lingulida, Lingulidae. Gene Ontology annotation, molecular function: superoxide-generating NADPH oxidase activator activity; phosphatidylinositol binding.
CUAAAAAUGUCAGGUACCAAAAUUCACGGCACUGAAAGUUAACAAAGCGUGCAGUGGACGGUGGAUGACGACCUUGUUUUCCUUAUCCUCUCCACCUGCUCAAAACCCCGCCUAAAACGCUGCCAGCGUCCCCCAGAAUUUCACGUGAGGACCAGGGGUGAUUAGUCCUUCGGAAAUGAAAUCAAUAGCGACCAAGAGAGACGCAUCUGGUAGGAAUUAACAGCCGGGAAAGCAGACAAUCCCGUCAGCGUGUUGAUUGGCGGAUGCGCAGUGAGCGAAGCGGCCGAGAUGCGAGGCUAGCGCAGAGGGCGUUGAAGCUCACUUAAUGCUAGGCAGUAACGAACGCUGCUGCAGUGGAUCUGCCUCUAAUUAACCACGACGGGAUUAAAUACAUCCUUCAAACUCUCAGGGUUCGUCGAUUGCUGAUAAACGCAGUUUUCACAAUCGCAGAAAAGCUAGGACUGGGAAUAUCCCUUUGGUUUCGUUGAUCUUGAAAAUUCACUGACCAGGGGAAGAAGUCGAGUGAAUCGCGCGGGUGUUGGGGUCGCCCACUGUAAUGUGAUCGCCAGUGAAAUACUUGCCGAUGAUGUCAGAGGAGUGAGAAGGUUGGGGGCACCGACAUUAACGGAUUUAGUGUUCUAUAGUCAUACUGCUGGAUCCGCACAUUACAUAUUUAUGUUAGCUAUAUUCAGUAGAUAGGUCUACAUCAGCAGAAUGCAGGCUUCAUGAACAAGACAGGAUACUGAGAGAGAAGAAAAGAAAAAAUUACAUAUUUGAAUCAUCAACUUGCUGCUAGUGUGCGGAAUAUUCACUCGAGAAUACCUUCUAGCGGUGCAUACAGGGGUACGUUGAAAAAGUUGCAAUAUCAUUGAAGAAAAGGGCGUUUUUAGACGAGAAAAGCAAGCCUCUUAUUACCUAAGCAGACGAAGAUCAAUUUUUGUCAAUGUUUGACACGCCAGAGUGCAGAAAAAGAGGGAUACGGAAUUAGAAUUGUGAUCGAUAUCAAAUUCCUUUUCGGGUGUAUGGACUAACAAAGAGAUGUGCAACCGUUACAGGAAAACUAUGAUGUUAUGAUCAAUUCUAAACUUUGCCAGGAAAGAUAAGCAGACUGUUAUUCAGAAACACCGAACGUUGCCUUUUGUCAGUGUUGGAAACCGCUGCGGAGUAAAAUUCCAACGUUAUCUACCAAGGGCUUCUAUUGAUUGUUGGAGUUAAAGGAAAGCAGUGCGUUUUGGGAGAUAGAAAGCUGGCAAUCUUGGGCAAGGCGCCAUCUCAGCACGUAGUUGAAGCAAAAGGAAAAGACAGGAAUUUUUCUCCACACACUCUUUCUUAUAAAAUACGUCUGACGUCGCUGUCGUCAUAUUUCCUGCCACAGAUUUAGCGGCCUUGUGGAAAAGGUAUCUCAGUAUAUAUUGUGCAUAUAACUACUCUCCACAUCGGACAUGGCUUCCAACACGUGGGACGGUCUAAGUUUUUGUAAUUUAUCCAUAGAACAGGCGUCAGUGAACGGCUUCGCCACCAUCAAGAACGCGCAGACGGGGAAAACGGAUUAUGCCUUUAUCGUGGAGGUUCGCUGGUCUGAUGAGAGGACACGAUUCAUCAAACGGACUUUCUCGGAUUUUCUUAACCUGCAGUAUAAACUUUUGAAAUGCUGUGGCAAUGAACUGAAGGCUGUCGUUGUAGCCAAGAAGCUGGCCCUGCUGUCAGGAAGAAAAUCAAUGUUUCAAAGGAACGACAGUAAACUGGCUGAGGGCAGAGAGCCUCAACUGAAUCGUUUUGUCAGACAAAUAUCCUCUCUCCCUACACAGGUAUCACAGAGCCCUCUAGUCUUAUCCUUCUUCGAAUCACGAACCACGGACCCCAAGCCCUUCAAACACGACUCCUCUCUCCAUGACAACCAGCAUGACGACGAUGAUGACGUGGACUACCUCAACGGUAACCAUGACGACGAUGACGACACGGAUUUCUUCAUAGACAUGACGGACCUCAUGCUGACUGAGGACGUGGACUGGAACAUGGCGCUGCAGCCUAACAGCCCCUCGAGCAGUAACGCAAUAUGGGGCUCGUAUCUUGACCGCUGUCCGAAAUUGCUCAGUAGCAGCAUGAACGACCUGACGAUUGACCCUUUCACUUAUACAGAAUUCGCGGAGACUUUGAGUGAGCAGGAGGAAGGAGUGAGUGACACAGAGAACGACAGUGGUGUGCAGGAAGACACCUUGACGGAGUCCUCGACAAGCAGUUCCUUAGACUCCAUCAGCAGUUCCAGCAGCGUCAACAGCAGCUCGUGACGUCAUGACAGCAGAUUGUGACGUCAUGACAGGGGCACGUUAAAAGUCGACUUUUCUCACGAAGUCGGCCGAAUUUUGUCGGGUUCAGUCGUCUUUAGACGCUACUGAGAUAACGCAGAAGUGACCUUAGUGGAUUUCGUAAUAAGUCAGGUUUGGCACAGCCAACAUAUAACACUGCAAUAUAAUUUCAGUGUAUGAGAUUCAAUCAACCAACAAUUGACAUGAUGAGUUGGAUGAAUUCCUACAGUUGCCAAAAUAUCUCAUGGGAGAAAACUGCUGUUUAAUCUGACUGUUAGAAACCAAGCUGACGUUUUAAACACACCCGAAGAACUGCUUUAAGAGACACUGCUGGUCAGUGAGAUGACGCUUUGGGUGUGUGUGGGGAGUCAUGGCGGAACGUGGAGAUUUGCAUUAGGAUAACAUAAUGUGAAACUGAGCAAUUGUUUUAUAUGCGGACAUUCAUGACACUGAAAAGAUCCUUUACAAGACAUUAUUUCGAAAACAAGUGCAACAAUAAUAUUUAAAAGAUGUGCAAUGAAGACAUUACCAAAAGCAUUAGGAUUGUGAUUACUGUCUUCCUGUAAUAACAUAUUAACAAAUGGGUUCUUCCUACCACUUUGUCUUCCGUUAGACCUACCUGUAUAUAAUGGGGUCUAAAAAUACUCUCUGACUGACAAAACACUGUGUCCAGCCAUUUUCUGGAAUUGCAUUAGUUAAAGUAUAGCCGCCUUCCCUAAACCAGGAUGUAACUGUACAAAGGUUAUAACAAAUUCUGGAAACCGGAAGUCAUCUUGCAGGCGUUUCAACCAGAUUCAGGAGACGCGCCAGGACAAAGAAGUCGUAACGUUGACUUUAAGUGGUGCAAAAGUAAUAAUUGUUUCUUUUUAAUUUGAGAAUAAUGUAAAUAUUUUAUUCCUAGAAUUGAUACUCUGUCUUCCAUCUCGAACUCCUUGACAUUAUAUUUGGCUUCUAGAACAAAAUGUCCAAGGAUUUCCCAUUUCUCUUUCUGGUUCUGAUUCUGUACGGAAUCGUACGAGAUAAGCCGAGUGCUUUGCUUCCAUUCUUUAUCAAAUGAGGCAAAACAAUGCGUAAAUAUUAGAUAGUCGCUGGCAGCGUGUUUUGGUGUUUUGACUGAUCCAUACAAUGUGGAAAUUUUAAUAAUUCUGGUAUAGAGACGUUCUCGGCUCCAUUUUGAAUUGCUCUGUAUGUACAUGCACCUUGGGCUUUUAUUUACGAAGAAUAAGUGUUGUCUCUAACUGAAUUGUAAUUUCCUUAAUCGUGUUUCAUAUAUGUCGUAUCGUAUGUAGGGAUCGAAUAUCUUCAUACCAAAUGGUAUUAGAGGUUUUCUUGUGAUCUAGAUCAGAACAAAACAUCUACCGUAUAAAGGAGGCGGGCCAUAUUGGAACAAGUGAAUGAUUUACCAUUGUGUUAAGUGUUUUAUAUACGGUAGACUACUAACAGCAUCCAUCAGGCUAGAACUGACUUGUAUCGAUAUGUUAUAAGAUAUAUUAACACUGGUCAAGCUCGUUGGUCAAGAUAUUUAGACACUGACCAUGCCCAUGACAUUGGUCACGCAAUGUAUAAUUUGACCAUCACAAGUGCACCAUUGAUAAAUGUCCAGAGGUCAUUUGUAAGGUAUUUUGAUGGCUAAUCAGGGCAUCUAAAACACUGUGUGUUCAGUUCCGUGUACUUCACGACUCAAUCUUUAAUGGCCCAUGUGUGUUGAAGUACCGAUACUUAUCACAUUAGGGCUGUCACUUUUAUAUCCACACCCAGAAAUUACUCCCAAGAAUUUUCGACCAACCCGUCGGACUUUUAUAACACUUUGGUUAUAUAAAAGCUAAUCUACGUACGUGAAUUUAACAAGGACUAAGUGCUUCUAGUACAGUGUGCUCAUCAGCCAAAUUCAAUUACUAACAUGUUUAGGUUUUACUUAAUGGUAAUUUCUAAAUGUUUGGUACCUUUGGCGUCCAUUGAUGUAAAUUUGCAUUGGAAUCUUAUAUUAAAUCAAGCAGAAGAGCCUAACACAUAUUAAAGGAGCAUGUUUUAUGUGUAUAUCAGUUCACUAUGUUUUGUUUAUAGUUGAGACAACUGCAAUACUUUCUCCAAAGGACUAUAUUGAUGUUUUUAUUCAUCGUUCCAAGUUGUUCUUCUGUUUGGUAUAUUAAUCAUUAGCGUGAAUGUGACUUUUAAGUUAAGUUUUUAAAAAAGUUUGAGUGAAAACUAUGGGAAAUAAUGAUUAAGGAUACGAAGAGUUCUUGAAAAUUAUAAACUUGUGUGUAAAAUCAUUCAGAUAGGAUGUGCAAGUAUUCUGUGGCAGAUAGUGAGAAUGGGGUGUUGUACGUGAUUUGUACGUCUUAAGUCAUUUUGUUUCUUACUGCUGUUGAUCGUGUGUUAUUGUUAUUAAAUAUAUACAUCGUCACUUUAUCAUAUUACACAAAACUCAUGUUGAAUCUACUUGAAUGUUUUAAUAAAAAAGGAGAUCAUUUAUGGUGUUCAGUUUGUCAAUUGCCGGGAAAUUCCUUUGAUCUCCAGUCUUAAUUUAGACAAUACAUUUCGAUUAAAUUUGGCCUUACAACUUAAACUGAAACACCAUAAGGAAACAUGGUGUAAAUACUUAGAUUAUUUAGAUCAUAUAUGUUAAGAAAUAAAAACAA